AUGUCCGUUGAAAACUAUGAAGAAACCCCGCUCCUCGGCAAGAAGCCGCGCGCCACCUCUUCGGCGUGGCCCACGAUGAAGAGCAUCGCCGUCGGCGCGCUUUGCGUCACCGCCGGUUUCGCCGGCACGCUCGUUGUGACUGGUCGUUCCUCGACCGCGAAUUCGAGUGCGGCGCUCGGUGUGCCGUCGAGUGCGGCGCUGGGUGUGCCACGUGUUAAUGCUAACUACUAUCCUAAGACUCCCGCUACACCGACGACAACAGUCAGUCAGGUGAACUUAGCGAUGUCGCAUGACUCAGGCUGCAACCCGGGCGACUACGCGAAAGGCCCCAACAAGAUUAACGCGAACCACGGCGCCGUGACUCAGGGCGUAACGCUGGAGAAGCAAUACCAAGCAGGAGUGCGUGUCUUCGACAUCCGCGUCACAGAUGACGCGCACCUCUUUCACCAAUGGUUAGGGAUGGAUUACAAAUUCGGAGUGCUUGAUAGGAUUACGGACCUUGGAGCUGCAGCCAGAGCAGCAAACGACAUCUGCAUCAUCAAAUUGAAGGGAAGCGCAAGACAAGUACAAUCCGUAGAGAAUGCGCUCGGCAGAAUGACGUCCAACGCCGACACUGCGAGGGGCAAUGGCAAGUACUUAGCCACCGCGAAAGAGCACACAGAUUUCGACUCCAAAAAAACAAAAAUCAACGACAUCAAAGGCAGGUGCUUUGUUUUCCCUGACGAUAGGUUCAAGGCCGCCAUGAAUGCUAAGAAACUUGAAUCGGGUCAAUUCCGUAAAAUUAUGGGGGGGGAUCGCUCUUUUGGCACAAUUCAAAAGGUGUUUGAUUUGCACAAGGCACAAUGCAAAGGCGGGAACGUCGUCCGCGCUGGAUUCACCAACACUGGGGUCUUCAAUUCUCCCCUCUGCAUGUCCUACAAGGACCAAGCCGCCAUCUCAACCAAACUCAAUGAAAUUUUGGCAAAUAAAGCAUGCAGUACUAUUUUCUCCACGGACGGUGUUGAAUCGAUGAUCGGUGUCCCGGACGCAGGCAUCGUAUCACAAUGCAAUGUGCAGAAUCACGAAAACAACGCCGAAGCAGCCGCGGAAGAGACUGAAUAUACUUCGCCGGAAAACCCCCAAAUCGAAACAGGAAAGACUGCUGCAUGA
This is a messenger RNA of Micromonas pusilla CCMP1545, 1149 nucleotides long. RefSeq lists its product as uncharacterized. The record is from RefSeq and is a predicted model, not a curated record. Gene Ontology annotation, biological process: lipid metabolic process. NCBI's taxonomy places the organism in Eukaryota, Viridiplantae, Chlorophyta, Mamiellophyceae, Mamiellales, Mamiellaceae. The coding region runs from base 1 to 1149 and encodes 382 amino acids. Gene Ontology annotation, molecular function: phosphoric diester hydrolase activity. The transcript has a single exon.